Triticum turgidum subsp. durum (durum wheat) is the source of this 696-nucleotide messenger RNA. The record is from the annotation of a GenBank genome assembly. NCBI's taxonomy places the organism in Eukaryota, Viridiplantae, Streptophyta, Magnoliopsida, Poales, Poaceae.
AUGGGAGCUUUCUGCUCGUGUUUGCAAGCCGAUUACUCCGACCGCCAUGGCAACCAGACUUCUGGUGCGUUUAGGAACUGCAUGUGCCUCAGGUGUUUUACCCAGCAGCUGAUCAACGCUUACACUGUUUUAUUCCGAGUUGGAACGGUCCACUCUGUUUCUCAAGCUAUAGAAGCCACCCCGCUUGAUUCAUCUGAAAGUUCAUUCGAUACAUAUCGUUCACCUCCAAGACCACUGCCAUAUGAUGAUCCUAGAUUCUCCCCUCCUCUGCGUGACUGGUUUGCAUCAAGGCAGGAUCCUUCAAGCCAUUCACCAGAGGAAUCAGAACCACUCAGACCAAAUUAUGAUGAGGAAAUAGAAACGAUGAGUUCAGUCAACAAGCCAAGUAAAACAAACUAUGACACAAAAAUGAAAAGAAGCAGCUCUGCUUACGGAGAUAAGUUGUCCCGAAAGGAAUCUGGAAAUUAUUUCACCUACUUUUCUCCAUCUACUGAAGAUGAAGAUGUCUGUCCAACAUGUCUUGAAGAUUAUACUUCGGAGAAUCCUAGGAUAGUAAUGCAGUGCUCACAUCACUUCCACCUUGGCUGUAUCUAUGAGUGGAUGGAAAGAAGUGAGGCAUGCCCUGUUUGUGGAAAGUGUUCAGAUCACCAUUCACCGCAAACUGUCCUGAUUGCAGGUUCCACACGUGGAACCUGA